This is a messenger RNA of Caenorhabditis elegans, 3662 nucleotides long. It is a transcript of the gene csr-1, whose product is annotated as Piwi domain-containing protein. The coding region runs from base 76 to 3168 and encodes 1030 amino acids. The record is from RefSeq and is marked reviewed. Gene Ontology annotation, molecular function: nucleic acid binding; RNA binding. The transcript is spliced from 13 exons. NCBI's taxonomy places the organism in Eukaryota, Metazoa, Nematoda, Chromadorea, Rhabditida, Rhabditidae.
UUAGCUCCAAAAUUGAAGCGAGACUUUCCUGUUUUUCGCAAGAAUUGUUAGAGUUCUUAUACUUUGAAGGUUAGAAUGCAGUCGGAUAAUGUCGGUCGUGGCCGUGGAAGCCGUGGUGGUUCUCGUGGAGGUAGUGGACGUGGUAGAGGACGUGGAGGAUACGGAGACUCGUAUCGUCCGGAUUUAGAAACGAGAGAAACCCAUGUAACGUAUCAAGGCAAGGUAAAGUAUGAAGGAGGAGACCGUCAUGAUUUCAACUAUGAGAAGACGCCAACUGGAAGUUAUCGUGGCUCGCAUCGAGAUGGUCAGGAAGGAUCGAGAGGCAACCGCGGAUCAUUCAGAGGUGGACGAGGAGGUUACGACAGAAGACGUGAUGAUGAAGAAUCAAAAGCAGAAAAUCGUUUUGGAGGGUACAAUCGGGGAGCAAAUGGCGGAAACUAUCGCGGGAGAACUGGCGGGAGCGGCAGAGGUGGAUCGACCCAAACCACUACCGUGGAUCCUAAAUAUAAUGGAUUGAUCUUGGAAAAUUCAGCAGAGCCAAAGCUUAAAGGACUUAACUCUGACAUGAAUCAGAAGCAAAAUCCAAGACUUGCCCUGAACAUCUUCGGGCUUGAGCUCUCUGAGCGAACGAUUUUCCGGCAUGUUGUGCAAAUGAAGCUCAUCGAUCGUCAGCACAAUAAGGAGUAUAUUCUUACAACAAUGAGUGCCAGAGGACGUGGAAACCGUGCAACAAAGCAAAAAGAUAACUUUAUUCUUCUUGACAUCCUACUCAAACAGUGGGCCGCGAAGAAGGGUCAGCAGAAUCUUCCUGCAUUCGCGUACGACGGUGCACAGUCUUUAUUCACUUUGGAGGGAAUCAGCUUGAUGGUCGAUAUCAAGAAAGAAGAUGCUCUCGAAAUCCCGGAACUUUCCAAUUUUCUGAAGGAUUCCAUCUCGUUCCUCAGCGGCGAUUUGGAGAUCUCUUGUGAACCGGAUCUCGAGAAACCGUCAUUCGUUCAGACGGAGCUUAACGAAUGGAGUGAUCCAAGAUUCUACGCUUAUUUGGAUAUUGUGACAUCACAGAGUGCCAUUAGAAGCGAAAGAUAUUUGUCGCAGUCGAAAGGUCUCUAUGUCCACACUCAAAGCUUGGAGGAGCUUCGCGUGAAAUGGGCUGUUGCAGCAAAAGGAAUCCACAAAGGAUGCCGAAUCGUCGGAGCAAACGGACCUCUUCCAAUUCUAGAACUCGAUCCUCAAUCGACUCAGUACUAUGCUUCAAUCCCACUCAGUCAGAUGUUGCAGUACGCAUUUCCUCGUGAUUUUCCGCCAAACCGUAUCGUUAAUCCAAAUAUGAAACUGCAAAGAGCCGUGAAACUAUUGUUGAAGGAUUUAAAAUGCAACCCAUAUUACGAUGACAAACAGAUUUGGGCUACGAACACUAUCACAGUGUCGGAUGUUGACUACAACGCGCCGAAAGAUCCAGAAUUCAGACAAAAGUAUCCAAAUCUGAAAUUCCCAAUGCUUCCUGCAGUUCAAUGCGGCACUGGACCACACAAGCGCCUCAUGCCGCUCGAAUAUUUGAAGGUUCUUCCUUAUCAAUCCAUUGACCGCCGUGUACUCGAAGAGUUUGAGCUUACACCACGAGCGAAUGCCCCGAACGAACGCUGGUCAACUCUUCAAAAACACUACGAUCAAUUUGGUUUCAACGAUCAAGUCAUGAAAGAUUUUGGUGUCCAAAUCUGCAAUGAUCCUUUCAACAACGUCAGUGAGAUCGACGGUGAAAGAGUCCUCGCGCCUAGUGUUGCAUAUGCAGACCCGGUACACGUGGAUGAUGAGAAGCGUGACUGGAAAGCACAAGACAAAAAGUUUGUUACACCUGCUACGAUUGACCAUUUGAUGUUCGUUCUAGUAGCAGGUUAUACUCGAACUUGGGAUGCUGAUUGCGAUGCAACCAAAUUUGUCGCGAAAGCAUUCAUGCAGCGUUGCAAGGACAAAGGAAUGCACAUUGGCAGUUAUAGCAUGGAUCAGCACAAUGGCGAACGAGGCAGCGAAAAUUUCCUUACUUCGGUCUUCAAAAACUUGGUGACUCAUCCAAACUACCGGGAUUCGUCUUUCACUCCGUUCGUCUUGUUUAUUUCCGAUGACGUUCCUAACAUUCAUGAGUGCCUCAAAUUCGAAGAGCGUAUGAGUGACAUUCCAACGCAGCACGUACUUCUCAAAAAUGUCAAAAAGAUGCGUGACAACAUCGAAAAGAAGUCUCAAGGUGGAAGAAGAGCAUAUGAUUUGACUCUUGACAAUAUUGUGAUGAAAGCCAACAUUAAAUGCGGUGGACUUAACUACACAGCAGAUAUUCCAAGAGAUCUUGCGUGCUGGAAUGAAGUUUCUACCUUCGUAAUUGGAAUGGACGUUGCUCAUCCUGACCGAAACGCUGCGAGAGAAGGAAAUCCAUCCACCGUCGGACUGUCCUGCAAUUCUGCUGAAAACCCAUACUCGUUCAUUGGAGACUUCUUAUACACCGAUCCUAGAAGAGAGGCGAUCCAGGAUGAAAUUUUGCGAAAAUUCACUGACCAAAGCGUUCGAAACUUUGCCGAAAUUCGAGGUUUCCCAAAGAAAGUAAUCAUCUUCCGUGAUGGUGUUUCAUUCGGUGAAGAGACUGCGGCUCUGAAGGAGGUGGAAAUCAUUGAGCAAACCAUUAAGACAGCCGCUAAGUCCAUGGGCCAUUCUGAUUAUGCUCCAAAAGUAUUAGCCAUUGUUGUUAAAAAACGUCACCACACUCGAUUCUACGCCAAGGGAGGACAUCACGGGAACAUGCCGAUCAAUCCGCUUCCCGAUACAUCUGUUGGUGGUGAUAUUGCCGAAUAUGGAAAAAGACAAAUCUUCAUCCAAGCUUUCCGGCCAGUGCAAGGUACUGCAAAGGUUCCAUCAUUCUUGGUUAUUCGAGAUGAUGAGGAAGUUUCGGACGAACAUGUUGCCAAAAUGGUUUGCGCCGUAUGCAGUCUUCAUCAGCUUGUUAACAGUCCAACAUCCAUCCCAACUCCAGUUUACGUUGCUCAUGAGCUCGCCAAGAGAGGAACCGGGCUUUACAAAGCUUAUAGGUUCAAGAAUGGCGAACUCUUUGAUGAUUGGGAAACGCUCACCACUCAACUCUCCUAUAGCACUCUCGAUCGACUUUCAAAAGUUCGAGUUGUUUAGGCGUGCAACUCUUUCCCUGUUGUUCCUACAUUCCUCAUGUCUCGAAUAUCCUGAGACUUAGUUCAAUAGAUAAAUUCCUCCGCUCGUAAUAUUUUAACUGUUAAAUUUUCCUCCCUUAAAGUCUCAUCUUAUUUUUUCCCUUUUUCUUGCCUCCACCCUCUCUUCUCAAGCUCCUCCCAUUCUUCGUUUGUUUUUGAAUAUAGAGAAGCGCAGCCAGUAUUUCUCUUGAAUACAACACAACUUGCUCUUCUUUCCAUUCAAAUAUAAUUAUCAUUUCUGGUGAUAUGUUGAACAAUCGGUCUUCUCACAUAUGUUCACUGGAAGAUUUCUUUUCAUAUGAAAUUGUGGAAAGAAUAUCCUACCUUUACCUUGUUCCACUGGUUAGUAUAACUUCAUUAUAUAAAUGUCGUGUUGAAUAAUGUUGUUUUUAUUUUUAUCUUUGCAUGAAUUUUUGUGGCAGAUUUUAUUCAACGAUGAAAAGUUGAAACAGUGUA